AUGAUUAUGACUGGAUAUUUAGGGAAAAAUAAUAAAGAGAGCAGAAAAGGUUUGCAACGAAUGGCUUCAGUGGGUGUAGCACCUACUUCAGGUCUGAGAGAACCCAGUGGUCAUGCUGUUGGUGUGGAUAAGUUGCCAGAGGAGUUGAAUGACAUGAAAAUUAGGGAUGACAAAGAAAUGGAAGCCACAGUCGUUGAUGGUAACGGAACAGAGACUGGCCAUAUAAUCGUGACAACUAUUGGUGGUAGAAAUGGCCAGCCAAAGCAGACAAUUAGUUACAUGGCUGAGCGUGUUGUCGGGCAUGGAUCAUUUGGAGUUGUGUUCCAAGCAAAGUGCUUAGAGACUGGUGAAACUGUGGCCAUAAAGAAGGUUCUGCAAGACAAGAGGUACAAGAACCGUGAGCUGCAAACCAUGCGUCUUCUUGACCACCCAAAUGUUGUUUCUUUGAAGCAUUGCUUCUUUUCAACGACGGAAAAGGAUGAACUUUAUCUUAACCUGGUACUUGAGUAUGUUCCUGAAACGGUUCAUCGUGUAAUUAAACACUAUAACAAGUUGAACCAACGGAUGCCUCUGAUAUAUGUUAAACUCUACACAUACCAGAUCUUUAGGGCAUUAUCCUACAUUCACCGCUGCAUUGGAGUGUGCCAUCGGGACAUUAAGCCUCAAAAUCUUCUGGUGAAUCCGCAUACCCACCAAGUAAAAUUGUGUGACUUUGGAAGCGCAAAAGUUUUGGUAAAAGGAGAGCCAAAUAUAUCUUAUAUCUGCUCUAGAUACUAUAGAGCACCAGAACUCAUAUUUGGAGCAACUGAGUAUACUACAGCUAUUGAUGUCUGGUCUGUUGGAUGUGUUCUUGCUGAGCUAUUGCUUGGACAGCCUCUGUUUCCCGGUGAGAGUGGAGUUGAUCAGCUUGUGGAGAUUAUCAAGGUUUUGGGCACUCCAACAAGGGAGGAAAUCAAAUGCAUGAAUCCUAACUAUACAGAGUUCAAGUUCCCUCAAAUCAAAGCUCACCCGUGGCACAAGAUAUUCCACAAGCGUAUGCCUCCAGAAGCUGUUGAUCUGGUUUCAAGACUGCUACAAUACUCUCCUAACUUGCGGUGCACAGCUCUGGAUGCCUUGACCCACCCCUUUUUUGAUGAGCUUCGUGACCUGAACACCCGCCUGCCGAAUGGACGUUUCCUUCCACCUUUAUUUAACUUUAAAUCUCAUGAAUUAAAGGGGGUGCCUGUGGAGAUUUUGAUGAAAUUGAUCCCAGAGCAUGCGAGAAAGCAAGCCCCGUUCUUGGCAUCUGAUUAG
Molecule: messenger RNA, 1293 nt
Organism: Prunus armeniaca (apricot)
Lineage: Eukaryota; Viridiplantae; Streptophyta; Magnoliopsida; Rosales; Rosaceae
Source: the annotation of a GenBank genome assembly